Messenger RNA from Trichosurus vulpecula (common brushtail), 2024 nucleotides. RefSeq names its product transmembrane protein 101 (gene TMEM101). The record is from RefSeq and is a predicted model, not a curated record. The coding region runs from base 362 to 1135 and encodes 257 amino acids. Lineage: Eukaryota; Metazoa; Chordata; Mammalia; Diprotodontia; Phalangeridae. The transcript has 4 exons. Gene Ontology annotation, biological process: positive regulation of canonical NF-kappaB signal transduction.
CUCCUUCCAAUGGACAAAGCUCAAUCUAUUUGCACUCUUGAAUCUGGAUUUAAAAUGACCGAAAUAAGCAGCAGCCAGCCGCCCAAAACAAACGCGAAAACUGGCAGCGUGAGAAGGACGGAACGCCGAGCUGCGCUUUGUCUCCGCAGACGGACGUCCCAGACGCGCCUCCCCGCGCCGGCCGGAACCACGUGUUGCCCAGUGUGGGUCGGGCUGGGCUCAGUUUCCGGUCGGAAGAGAGAAGCCGGCGGCUCCGGAAGUCUCCGUUCGCGUUACCCCGUCAACCUUUCCCGCCCGCCCCCGCUGCUCGCUCCGGAGUGAGGCCGAGGUCGAGGCCGGGUGCCGACUGUCCUUCCCCAAGAUGGCUGCGGGGCCGGGCCGGCGGCGGCGGCUGUUGCAGCUACUCAUGCAGUUCGGUUCGGUGCUGCUCACGCGGUGUCCGUUCUGGGGCUGCUUCAGCCAGCUCAUGCUGUACGCCGAGCGAGCCGACGCGCGCCGGAAGCCGGAUAUCCCGGUGCCCUACCUGUACUUUGAUAUGGGGGCUGCUGUGCUCUGUGCCAGCUUCAUGUCGUUUGGGGUGAAGCGCCGUUGGUUUGCGCUGGGAGCUGCACUCCAGCUGGCUGUCAGCACCUAUGCUGCCUAUGUAGGGGGCUAUGUCCACUAUGGAGACUGGCUUAAGGUCAGAAUGUAUUCCAGAACCAUUGCCAUUAUUGGUGGUUUUCUGGUGUUGGCUAGUGGGGCAGGUGAACUCUAUCGCCAGAAACCACGAAGCCGCUCUCUGCAAUCUACAGGCCAAGUGUUCUUGGGCAUCUACCUCAUCUGUGUGGCUUACUCCCUCCAGCACAGCAAAGAAGACCGGCUGGCAUAUCUGAACCACAUCCCGGGAGGGGAGCUUACACUGCAGCUGCUCUUCAUCCUUUAUGGUGUCCUGGCUCUGGCCUUCCUCUCUGGCUGCUAUGUGGCCCUGGCUGCUCAGAUCCUGGCUGUGCUGCUGCCUCUCAUCAUCCUCCUCAUUGAUGGAAACAUCGUCUAUUGGCACAACACUCGGCGAGUUGAGUUCUGGAAUCAGAUGAAGCUCAUUGGCGAGAAUGUGGGCAUCUUCGGGGCUGCAGUGAUCUUGGCCACGGAUGGCUGAAAUGGCACUCUUAGGGAUGGGGUGAGAGGGGCAGAUUUUUUGGGGGGUGGUGGUACAGGGGAUUUUCUUUCACAGGCUGUUUAUUUAUGCUUUUAAAAAAAACCAAAACCAAAAAAACUUUCUUUUGUAAUGAUUGGCACGAAAAGGGUCUUUACCCUGUUCUCCUAGGAAAUGCACUUUAAAAGAAAGGAAGACGCCUUAGCAGCUGGGGCGGGAUGGUGGUGAUGAACUCCCCCAAGGCUUCUCUGACCCAGGAAGGGAGGAUUUAUUUUAGGAGAAGAGCCUCUGGGAAGAUCUGGGGAGGAUUGUAGGGGGGUAGGGUGGGGCCAGUAGAGGAAGGGAGAAGCUGGAUGGACAGGAGACCAGGUGAGAAGCAAAGACACAGAGAAAGACAAAGACCAGAUAUGUAUAUUUCUUUUUGUACAGUGUCCAGUCUUGUUGAAAGCAUUUUGAUGAUGUGUGAGUGAGUGAGUGAGUGAGUGAGUGUGUGUGUGUGUGUGUGUGUGUGUGUGUGUGUGUGUGUGUGGACGUGGACCAGCAUGGACCAGACUCAAGAGUAGCUAAGGGGACUGGCCCAGCCCAGUUUCACUUUUGGGUUCUCUGGGUUUCUGGAGGCUAGGGGCAAUGCUGGUCUCUUCUUAUCAGCCGCCUUCACUGAUCUGCUUAACAUUGCUCUUUGACUGGGGCCCAGGGUAAGGUGAUUCACAGCAUGGCUGUUCUCUGACCCAUUGUCCGAGCUUUGAUGGAAACGUUCUCCAGGCUUUGCCACGUCUUUGCCCCAAGUUGUAAGGUGGGCAUCCUGGGGCACAAGCACCUCUCUCCCUCUGCUUUUCUGUGCUCUCCAGUCAGCAUACUCCACCAUCUUCCAGAAAUAAACACUCUAUACACA